ACAGGGCUGCCCCAAGGCUUUCCUGAGCCCGCCAGGCUGGAGGGCUACGUGGGACGAGCUCCGGACCAGGUGCAGCUGGGGACGCUGGUGGAUCCACUUUAGAGUCCAGGUAGCAAGCCCCGCAGAACCGCCGCGGUCCUUCCAGAAAUCUCUGCAUCGGUGCUGCCAGCACCGGCAGCGUUCGGCUCAGAGAGUCCCACGCUGGGCAGGACCAGAGGCUCCGUAAACCCCUCCGUGGCUCCAGGUGGAGCAGGUGGCGAGCAGCCACGGAACCCCGGCAGGCGCGGGCCGGUGGGCAUCCUCCUCUGCGCACACCCCACGCGAUUUCAAGGGGGCUGAGUGGCCACGGAUCUUCGCGGCCGGCCGUGCGGUGUGCCCCGCUCAGGCCGGGUGCGUUCAACGUCACACAGGCGCUGCUCCGCUGGGGUCACCGGACGCCUUUUCUGCUUUCCGGGAUCCACAGGCUGAGCGAGCGAGCCAAAGCCAUCUGCACUCCCCGCUCCUAUAAAUAGCACUCGGGUGCCCUCUCGGCGCUGUCCCUCCCGCCUGCGCUGCGCGCCAAGACACAAAGUUGUACGCAGGGACACCGGAACCCAGGGCAGUAGGCGCCCUGCACCUUAGAACGGAUUCCGAAAUUUGAGCCGCCUACCUGCGUCGGAGUGACACGGGGCUUUUGGGGGGAAUUUUUGACCAAGCGCAAGUGGGAGUCGCUAGCAUUCUGUCCAUGAACACAACCUGGUGUUCUUCGCAUCCCCGGAAACACCUCCUGCCUCUGUAAUUUGUUCCUGCGCCAGCCAGAGUCCCUCGGACAGGACCGACACCCACACCGCUUGGCACCCGCCACCUUGGCGUUUUCUCGCUGAGUCCUGUCUUCAGCUCUGUGCUUCACCCGGGAGUACUUGGGUUUAGGGUGAGAAUUUAUUUUGUUCCUUUGAGGUGUGAUCGAGAGGGUCUGGAGACUUUUUAGAUGUCAAGGGACAAGUGUGGCUGCAGGAGCCCCAGGCAAAACUGAUUUUGGGGCGGAGGAGGUUAGGGUAGGGAGUUCUGCAUGAACUGCUUAAAGGACAAAGGUAACAGAACCAGCCAGACAGCUCGAAGGGAGACUUCAACCCAGAGAAUUGGUGGAAGUGCGCGCGCCGCCGCCGCUACCGCCGCCGCCGCCUUUCCUGCAGCGCUGUCGAUUUAACCACUGGCAUCUUCCCGAGCUCCGGGAUUCCGGGGUAGCAGGCAGCGCCCGGGAGCAGAAGAGCCAAGCUGCGGCUUGCGCACCCCGCUCACCAUGGGCUCUGCGCGCCGGGCGCUGUCCGUGGUACCGGCUGUUCUGCUGGUUCUCGCACUGCCUGGGCUGCCUGUCUGGGCACAAAAUGACACCGAACCGAUCGUGCUGGAGGGCAAGUGUCUGGUGGUGUGCGACUCCAACCCAGCCACAGACUCCAAGGGAUCAUCUUCUUCCCCGUUGGGGAUAUCGGUCCGGGCAGCAAACUCCAAGGUGGCCUUUUCGGCGGUUCGGAGCACCAACCAUGAACCAUCCGAGAUGAGCAACAAGACACGCAUCAUUUACUUUGACCAGAUCCUGGUUAAUGUGGGCAAUUUUUUCACAUUGGAGUCUGUCUUUGUGGCACCAAGGAAAGGAAUCUAUAGUUUCAGUUUUCAUGUAAUUAAAGUCUACCAGAGCCAAACAAUCCAGGUGAACUUAAUGUUAAAUGGGAAACCGGUCAUAUCUGCAUUUGCUGGGGAUAAAGAUGUGACCCGAGAAGCCGCCACUAAUGGAGUGCUAUUGUACCUGGACAAAGAAGAUAAGGUUUACCUAAAACUAGAGAAAGGUAACUUGCUUGGCGGCUGGCAGUAUUCCACGUUUUCUGGCUUUCUGGUGUUCCCUCUAUAGAACUCAGCUUCUCCGUGAUGCCCAUGAGUGAGAGCUACCAGCCCUGGGUUCUCGGAAGACCACUUUUCACCCUUGGAUUCAUGUCUCUUAUUGUUCUGUUCGUGAGUGACUAUGGAUUCUCUUUAAGAACUCUAGACCUGUCUGGACAAAUGCAAAGUGUCACAGAUUAUUUUCAUGUGCGUACCAGUUUCCAUACGUGUGAAUCAGGACUCCAAAGCUGGAAAUCCCUAAAUCUGCUUACAAGUUAACAGUCAGAAGCUGUCUCAAGGUUCGUCCCAUUUAGUUUCCUGCUGUUACUGCAUUGUGGUUUUCAUUUCUUUGUUUUUGAAAGACCAGCAAGUAGGUCUGAAAGUUAGAAAACUUGGAAGUUCUGACUCCAGUGGUGAUUAUGGGACUGCCAAAGACUCGUAUAUUGUGUGGAUACAAUGAUUACACUUGUUUUCUUUUUAUUAUAAUUACUUUGGAAUUGGUUUAUUUUGUUCUCUUACGGUAAAUGGGAUUGUAUUUUAGUGACUGGCAUAGUGUUUUCUCUACCCAUAAGGUAACGAAUGGCUUGCCUCAAAAUGUACCUUAACUCUGAGCUCACCUACAUGACCUCCCUCCUGCUCCCUAAAAUGAAUGCUCCAUAGUUGUAUUUUAAUUAUAUAUGUGAAAGAGUCAUAUUUUCCAAAUUAUAUUUUCUAAUAGGAAAAAUAGAUCAUAAUCUGACAAAGAAAAAGUUACUUACCCCAGUUCUAAGCGCUCAGUCCCCAAAUCUUGGCAAAAUAGCUCUCCUUGGUGGAAAAUCUUAUACUUUAUUGCUCAACUUUAAUUAACGUGAUUGAUAAUAACCACUUUAUUAAAACCAUAGGGGAUUAUUUUCCCCUUCAACAUGACCACUUUAUUAACUGGAGAUGGUAUGCCCUUGUUUUUAAUUAUAUCUAUUUUUCAAAUCUCCUGUUGUGUUUGAAAUAUCAUCUGGUUUUGCCUUAAUUCCUUGACUUGUAUAUAUAUAUUUAUCUGUUCAGCUAAUAUUAAAUCCAGAUACUCCAUAACAAAAUUUAGUGCAAUAUCUUAUUUUGUCUUUUGUAUAGGUCAUAUGAAUUCAUAAAAUUAUUUAUGUCUUUGUUGCAGAAUAAAGAUUAUUAUAUGUUA
This is a messenger RNA of Peromyscus maniculatus bairdii (prairie deer mouse), 3019 nucleotides long. It is a transcript of the gene Cbln4, whose product is annotated as cerebellin 4 precursor. Gene Ontology annotation, cellular component: synapse. The record is from RefSeq and is a predicted model, not a curated record. Gene Ontology annotation, molecular function: protein binding. Lineage: Eukaryota; Metazoa; Chordata; Mammalia; Rodentia; Cricetidae.